AUGGAUGAUGAGAGAAGAUUGCAGCUACGUGAGCUAAAUUUGAGGGCCUGGAGUGGCUUGGAGGUAGCUCCAGAAAAGGAAAGGAAAUUUGAUUCCAGCAUCAAACGUAAUACGGGAUUUAUAAAAAAGUUGAAGCAAGGAAUCACGAAGGACUCCAAGGCAUCGUUGCUCAAGGAUUUGAGAGAAGUGUCUUUGGAGAAGUAUUUGUCAGAAAUCAUUAACACUGCAUAUGAAGGAUUGUCUAACGUUUCUAACAAGAAUGAAGAUGUAGUGGCCGCUGUCGAAGUCAUAAGCGGACUGCAUCAAAGAUUUGGCCAUACUUUCACCAGUAAGUUAUUGGGAUUGUUUUUGAAUAACUUCGCCAAUCCUAUUGAUACCUUAUUUGUUGAAAAAGAGGAACCUCCCAGGAUAAUCAGGUUGAAAGCAAAUCUACGCGUAUUCACUGAGUUGUAUUUAGUUGGCGUGUUCACAACAUUAAAUGAUAUCGAAUCAAAAUCUGAUUUACCCAUGUUUAUACAAAAGAAGUUCUCUAAGAAGGAGCCACUCCUCUCCAGUAUUUUGAAAGAAGUUUUAAGCUAUCAAUUCAAAGUAGGAUAUACCGCCGGCAUUGCUACUUCAUUUAUACGGAAGUUCCCAGAGCUUUUCGAUAGCGAGAAGGAAGGUUGGAGCAAACUUAUAUGUGAGGAAGAAUUGACAACUUUAUUGUGCACACUAUUCAAGGUGUUUAUGGAAGCAGCUUUCAACAAAGCUUCGGAGCUACAUAAAAGAACCAAGAAGCUCAUGAAAGAACAUGAAAAGUGUCAAAUUCGUACCGGUAAAGUCACCGAUUCGUAUCUUGAGGAGCAUGAUUCGUUGCUACCUGUAUUUGAAAGAUUCAAAUUGGCAAGUUUUCAACUGGCCGAAUUCUUUAAAGUCGCACCUCCCGUGCUCGAAACGGAUAUCGAGCCGCAAGCUGUCAAUGAACCUUCCGUUACUGCAGUAAUAUCCAAUGCGUCGGUGGUUUCAGGUAAAAGGGGCCCGUGGGAGAAUGAGGAUGCAAGAAAAUUUUACGAGGUGUUGCCCAAUGUUGAAGACAUAUACAAAGAAUAUACCAACAACAAAACUGAAGCAAGUGGCUCAAUUAUCAACGACUUUUUCAUUUCUUUGGAAAAUGCCGAAACAAAGGAAAUGAUAGACCAGGCAGCCGUUGAUUAUUGGAAGAACAGUCUGGAUAAUAAAGCAACGCGAAAAAGAUUUGUAAAAUUUUUAAUAGAAACACAUGACUGGAGCAAAUUAAGUCUCUAUGCUAGAUUCUUAGCAACCAAUGGUAUCUAUUUUUCCGACAUAAUUGAAGAGAUUAUUUCCUAUUUAGACAGCGGCUUCAGGCAUCAACUUCAUUCGAAUAGGAUAAACGUUAAAAACAUAAUCUUCUUCAGCGAGAUGGUUAAGUUUAUGAUGAUACCAACAUUUAUGAUCUUUCACAAAAUAAGAACAUUACUUUUGAAUUUACAAGUGCCGAAUAAUAUUGAAAUCUUGACCGUGGUAUUUGAAAAUUUGGGGAUAUUUCUGAUAAAUAAACCUGAGUUCCGGUCACAUAUGGAAAAGAUGACGGAUUUAAUAAACGAUAAGAAGAAAGACAGACAACUUAACAUGAAUUUGAAAGCAAGUUUGGAAAACUUGCUGAAUCUUGUUUACCCACCUUCAGUGAGCGAACUGAACGCUGAUACUGAACCCCUUUCAGCUGAGCAACAUUUCUACCAUAUACUUCUGCGAAGAGAGCUAGGAAAUUUUCCCUUGAAAUACACUGUGAAAUUGCUGCGCAAAGCGGAUUGGAGAGAUCAGAAAACGCAUAAAACAUUAUUCGAGCUAUUCUCACAACCUGAAUAUGUGAGUUAUCAACAUAUUCAAUUUCUAGCGCAUUUGUUAAAGGAAUUAUACAACUAUCAUAAAAACUUUGCCAUUAUGUGCAUUGAUCAGGUCUUGGAAAGUGUGGAAAGAGGGCUAGAGAUUAAUGAUUACAGCCAAAAUAUGCGCCGGAUUGCUCAGGCCAAAUACCUUACUGAAAUCUACAAUCAUGAACUUAUAGGGCCCCUAGUUUUAGUGGAUACUAUUUACCAUGUUAUGAAAUUCCGUCAUACAGAAUCACAGCCGUAUCUAUUCUCACCAAAUGAGUUUGAUCCACCCGACAACUAUUUUAGAAUUCAGCUGAUGACCACUAUAUUACUAAAUGUAACCAGAACUCCUGCGGCAUUUGCAAGUAAGCUUCUUUUACUUUUAAGGUUUCUCGAAUACUACACCUUUACCAAAACUCAGCCGCUUCCAAAUGAAACGCAGUUCAAGAUUGAAGGAACCUUUAAAAAAUACGGUGGUCUGAUCAUACCAAAUUUAGAGAGAUCCUCGACUAUUUUAGAAAGUGCUACCAGGCUUUCCCAGUCAAUGGCUUCAAAUAAGUUGACCAAUGAUACGAAGGAAGAUGUGCCAAAAAAAGAUUUAACAAAAGAAGAUCUAACAAAAGACAACAGAGCUGAGGAUGCAGUCAACGAUGGCAACUCCCAGGAGGAUUCUGAAAUCGAAGAAGAUGAUGACUACAAAAGUGAUGGCACUGCGGCUGAGGAAUGCGUUUACCCUGCACAUGAUGAUGAGAACGAAGAAGAAUCAAGUCUGGUAGAGGAUGGUGACGACGAUGGCGUUGAAAGGGAGGAAUAUGAAAGUGUUGAAUAUGAAAAUGAAGUUGAGGAUGAAGACGAAGAAGAAGAUGACGAUGAGGAAGAAGAUUACGAUGAAGACGAAGAUGAAGAUGAUGAUGACGAGGGAGACGAAGAUGAGGAUGAGGAUGAAGAUGAAGCUGAAGAUGAAGAUGAAGAUGAAGAUGAAGAUGAAGAUGAAGAUGAAGAUGAGGAUGAAGAUGAGGAUGAAGAUGAAGACGAGGAUGACGAUGAAGAUGAGCGCGACGAAGAUGACAACUACAGAGAUAUUGAGGCGGAGAGAAAAAUUGAGAGAAAAAGAAUAUAUGACCAAUUUCAAAACAGGCUGCAGGAUAAAGAGGAAUGCAAAGUAGAGGCAGAAUUGGAGAAACAAUUUCAGCAAAUAAUGUCUGAGUCAAUAGAUUCCAGAAAAAACGAAAAAAUCGCAACCUGUAAUAUUCCCACAUCAAUUGCAGUAGGCGGAGAUUUUGCUAGACCCACUAUUUUGCGUCGCGGAGAUGACCAGGAGUCGAACCAACCUCAAAAGGUAGCAUUUACAUUUUUGAGUAAAUCGGGCAAGAAAACCCAAUCACGGAAAUUAGAGUUACCUUCAAAUGUUGAUUUUGUCUCUGGAGUCAUCGAAGAAGGUGAGAAGCUGAAAAAUGAGCGUGAAAAAAUAAAGAACAUCGUUUUGCAGCGAACAUUCGACUGA
Zygotorulaspora mrakii is the source of this 3375-nucleotide messenger RNA. RefSeq names its product Nmd2p (gene NMD2). The transcript is spliced from 2 exons. Gene Ontology annotation, cellular component: cytoplasm; exon-exon junction complex. Gene Ontology annotation, biological process: nuclear-transcribed mRNA catabolic process, nonsense-mediated decay. Gene Ontology annotation, molecular function: protein binding; RNA binding. Bases 1 to 3375 code for a protein of 1124 amino acids. The record is from RefSeq and is a predicted model, not a curated record. NCBI's taxonomy places the organism in Eukaryota, Fungi, Ascomycota, Saccharomycetes, Saccharomycetales, Saccharomycetaceae.